AUUUAAUUUUUCUGUAACAUAAUUCUGGCAAUGUUGACGAGCUCAUAUCAUGUCAUAAUUGCCAUAGUAACGCAAUUUGUUUUACCAAAAUAACUCAGAAGUAUAAGUAAAUGCAUUAAUAGCAAAUAAAAUAAUAAAAAAUAUAUAGAGAUAUUAAAAAUGGGCAUGUUUAAAAAGAUUUCAACAUUUUUUAAAAAUAAAUCUGAGAAAGUUACAAUACUUGUCAUUGGCUUAAACAAUAGUGGUAAAUCAACCAUAAUAAACCACUUUAAAUCGCCACAAGAGCAAGCUGCAAUCACAGUUCCAACAGUGGGAUUUUCCUUGGAGCAAAUAAGAAGUGAAGGUGUCUUAUUCACAAUGGUGGAUACAUCUGGUGCAUGGCGUUACAGAAGCUUAUGGGAACAUCAUUUUAAAAAUUGCCAAGGCAUUAUAUACGUUAUUGACUCAAGUGAUCGCAUGAGAUUGGUUGUGGUGCGAGAUGAACUGGACACACUUUUACAACAUCCCGAUUUGGUUAAUAGAAGUAUACCCAUACUGUUGUAUAAUAAUAAAGUGGACUGUGAGGAUUCUUUAUCGAGUGUGAAAAUAGCAGCUGCAUUAGGGUUACACAAUAUUGAGGAUAAACCUUGGCAUAUAACACCCAGCAAUGCCGUUACUGGCGAAGGCCUAGAAGAUGGUGUUCAUUGGUUAGUACAGCAAAUUAAAUCCAUGAAUUCUAAUAAUAAAAAGCUGAAGCGCUAAUUAAAUUGUAACAAUCAUUAACUAAUAUUACAACUAUAAUGACUGUGUAAAAACCUUAUUUAGAAUACUAAAGCUGAAAUAAAUUUGUUAUUGCUUGUUGGAAAAUUGGAAACCCCUAUAAUGCACUAUAUAACAGAACUCUGCAGUAUUUACGAGACUCAUUUGAAUUGCAAAACAAAAUUGAAUAACAGCAAAGUAAUGCUUUAAAACAAUUUCGAGUGCUUGCCUACAUAGUUUCUUUAAAAAGUGAAAGUAAUCGUACAUGUAGUUUCUGCAAUUCUCUGAUACGUAAAGUUCCGAUACUGAAACGAUAUGGCAUAUAACAUUUCCAUUCUAGAUCUUAAUGAUGAUUGCUUGACUUUAAUUAUUACUGAAUUGAAUUGGUGUGACCAGACAAAUUUGAAAUACACUUGUCAAAGAUUUAAAGAACUUGUAAAACUACAUUGGCGCCUGAAAUAUAAGAAAUGGUCACGAAAAAAUGCUGUUGGACAGAGAGCUGAAUAUGCCUGGCUUAUCUUUCAGCUCCGCGAAAUAGUUCAAGUACUGGAUGUGGAUUAUUUGAGCUCACGCGAAAUGCAAUUGCUUUCGAGUACUUGUUUUCCAAAUGUUUAUGAUUUGACUGUAAACAUCUCAAACAAUAACGGUAAAUUAACUGAGUAUGCUGCUACGAAAGUUCUAAGUAUUGGAUUUCCUCGACUUGUGAAACUUAAGUUACAAACAAAUAUGUGGUUGGAUUUUAAGACUUGUGAGAACUUAACGGAUCUAGAACUACAUCCAAGGAGAUGUAGUUGCACUUUAGAUUUUAAAUCGUUAUUUCAACAAUUGAAAUUAGUAAAAUUUAUAUUCAGUUAUUGUGAACGUUCAUAUAUUGAGUACACACGGAGUGAUAUCGAAACAAUUGUAUGUUGCUCGUCAUUGCAAGAAGUAAUAUUGAAUGAAAGCAUUCUGAAAACAAUAAUCGAACAAUUGAAAUGUUUGCCGAAAUUACGUGUACUUGGCUGUUUCGCUUAUAUGAGUGGAACAUCCGAGGAUUAUUACGUAUUUGAUAAAAUUGUUGAAAAUUUUGGUAGCAACAUUUGCGCACUAAAUAGUCAAUAUAUACACACCGGCUUCCCAAUGUAUACAUUAAAAUAUAUGCCAAAUUUGAGAAAAUGGACAAUGUCGGAUCUAAUCUUAGAUCAAUUUAAAGCAACCAAAACACAGUUAGAGAGCAUACAUGAAUGGAUAGUUUUUAAUAAAAAAACAUUGGCGACUGCUCCAAGUGAACAACAUGUUUCGAGAAUCGGAGAACAAAGUUUUGAGUUGAUGGAAUUCAUUAACGAUUGCGUAAAUCUCCAAACAGUAGGAUUUCCUCUGGAUUGGGUUACCAGUGGUUAUGUUAAUCUGCAUGAACUUCAUUUCUUAUUCAGAAGUCGGAGAAGAGUUUUGGAAGUGAUGUGUAUCGAAGAAGAUACAACGAAAUAUGUGUCCAAGAAUUUAAAGGAACUGAAACAAUUUCAAGAUAUACUAAAUUUUAAAUUUUUGAAACAGAAUCUAGGUAACGACUUGGAUUACGAAGUUUAUAAACUCUUUACAAUCACUUUACUGAAUUAAAAAAUGGUGGAAAAUAUGGCGUUACCAAAAAACUACUUUAAUUAUAAUUAAACUGAAUGACAUGUUUAAAAAUGAUAAUUACUGAUAAAUAUAAUAAUUAUUUAAAUUUACUGUGUACACUAAAAACUUUAGUUUGUGAAAAGAGUGGCAGCACUUCUUAAAUCGAUAAAUCCAUUCAAAACAGCUGAUUGUUUUACAGUGUGUAAUAGUUAAAGAAAUGGCUAAAUCUUUAUAUUUUCGUUAUGCUUAUUAAAUUAGAUUUUGUCACAGGUUUUUUUUAUCACAUAAUAAAUAAGCUUACUGCAUAAUAUAUUCUUCAAAACUCUAUUUAAUAUUUUAUAAUAAAUCAGUUUUAGCUUGAAAUGUCAUGACAUUAACAUUGGUUAUUUAGGUAGAUCGAACAAUUUAAACUCGAUACUCUUCUGGUGUAAUCACUAAUAACUGAAACUGAACUAAACAUUAUAUUUAUUUGUUUAUAUUUCCUCAAUUUCGAGUCUAAAUUGUUUAAGCAGGCCACUUUUAAUAAUAUUACUAAAUAUUACUUUAAAAAUGUACUACAACGAUUAGUUGUACAGUCAAAUAUUGGACUGAUAGCAAUUGAAAACUCUUCGUUUGUUAUUUGUAUAUGUUAAAUUUCAAAAAAGGUAAAUAUAAUGAAAAUCCGUUCUUACAUGUCCUCGAAAAUAUGCUGAAUUUGAACGAUGAUUGUAUUCUACAUAUUAUAACAUUAUUAAGCCAAAAUGAUCAAGUGCAAUUAAAACAUGUGUGUAUGCGUUUAAACAACUUGGUAAAUAUAUAUUGGCAACAUAAAUACAAAAAAUGGAGUCGAUACGGUAACAAUAAAAAAGCAUUUAAAUGGAUGAUAUAUCAUUUACAUGAUCACAUCGAAGAUUUGGAUCUGGGCUGCUUGGAAAGUGAUGAUAUGGCCAUUUUGGGAAAUUACGUGUUUCCUAAUACACA
Molecule: messenger RNA, 3294 nt
Organism: Zeugodacus cucurbitae (melon fly)
Lineage: Eukaryota; Metazoa; Arthropoda; Insecta; Diptera; Tephritidae
Gene: Arl6
Product: ADP-ribosylation factor-like protein 6
Exons: 6
Coding region: 160-741 (193 amino acids)
Biological process (GO): protein localization to cilium; intracellular protein transport; vesicle-mediated transport
Cellular component (GO): axoneme; cytoplasm
Molecular function (GO): GTPase activity; GTP binding
Source: RefSeq, a predicted model, not a curated record